AUGUACAGAUACAACAACAACAAUAUUUAUUUGAAAAGAUUUAUUUAUUUAUUUUCAUUACUUUUUUUAUCAAUAAUUAAAAUUAAAUAUAUACAAAUAUAUAUCUAUAAAAAUAUUAAUAUUAAUAUAAUUACUUAUUUACACAACCAAAAAGUAUUUGAAAAUGGAUGUGUUGUAAAUGGACAGUUAUUAAAAAUCGAAAAGGUGCAGACCUAUCCAAAAACAAAGAUAUCAGACGGUGAGAAUUGUAAUACAGGAUUUUCAGUUGUAUUCUCUCAUGAUUUCGCUAUCGUGAGUUCAUUGGCGUUGUUGGAUGUCGUUCCGUACAGUACUACUAGAUAUCCAACUGUAAUGAAUCCGAUUUCACCUACAAUGAGCUCACUUAGUUAUGACAUUACAAUUCGACCUGAUCUACAAACAUCUACCGGAAACUUUUCAUUCACAUUGAAUUAUAACGAUCAAUUUAUUUUUACUGAUAUUGUAUCUUUAAUUUGUGAUGGAAUUGCACCUGAGGAAUUUAAUGUUAUAAAGAUGUAUGAACCAACUAUAUUGAAAAGUGAAUUGAGUUUCUUUGUAAAGUUGAAUUUUACCUAUGAAGGAUAUCCCACUUUCAGCCCUAGAAUGACUUGUAGUAUGGCAGCACCCUAUACAUGUACUCAUGUAGAUACGGUUACCAACAAUGUCUUUCACUUCAAAAUCACACUCUCACCCACUUACCAAUCGAUUUCCUCCACUCUCAAUGUCACUCUCAUCUACAACUCAAAAUAUCCGGCUUUUUCACUGCCUUUAAUCAAUUCAUUAUUCCCAUAUAAUGUUACAAGCGAAAUUCCUUUAUUAUCUCUUAUUAGAACAUUUCCAAUAGUUACCAAUUCAGUUUUCAAAGAGGAUUUCACACGUCAACAACCUACGAUGGCAGUCAAAACAAUUGUCGAAACAAAAUCAGAGUUGAAAUCGAUUGUAUCGUACAAUGUCGUCGAUGGUGGAUAUUAUACGGGAUGUGAAAUCGUUUCCAAUGGUGCAGCAACUGGUGUUUCCUAUUUAUGUGGAUCCAACAUGGCCAUCAAUAACCUAGUAUUCUUUUUGGCAGAUUCAUAUAGUUUAAUCUCAAACAAGACAAUGACAACCGUUUUAUAUCCAACUGCAGGUGUAACCUAUGACAACAAAGUUACUCAAACUCCUUCAUUUCAAUUGAAUUGGAUUACCCUACCUCCUAUAAUGGAACGUUCAACUUCAACAGAGAGAUUCCUAUUGCUACCGAAUUCAAUGGUUAUUGUUGAUUAUAUAUCUUUGACACCUUUACAAUAUAUCAUGAGAAUCCAAGUUGGCUCAAACUAUGAAAUCAUGGGAGUUACAUAUAAUGGUUUCUUUAAAUCCAUUAGUUGUGUCGAUGGAACUCUUCUCAAUGGUACUUGGGAGAUUGUUUUUCAGGCAAACACAAUCAAUAUCGUAAGUCUUAUGGUUAGAAACUCCAGAGGAGAUUCUAUUUCAAUUAGUCCAUACCAAUUUUACAGCCCACAGUUCGACUAUUUACAAGCUCCACCACUUGAUCUUAAUUGUAAAAGAGUAAUGGAUUUCUCUAAGGGAGAAUAUGAUAAUGUGCUUUACUUUAAUUUCACAAGACCGAUGGCACAUGCUUCAGAGCUAUUCCUUUAUAGCAGCAGUGUUUUGAUUGAUAUAUCAAGCGUAUUCAAGACGGCAUUCGAUCCAAAGACAAAUCUUUAUUUCAUCCGUUUCACUUUACCUAGAAACUAUUUGAAUGGUAUUGUUAAUUUCUUCCUUGGUAACAAUGUUUACUACACCGAAAGAUACAAAAUACCAAACAGUAAUGUUACAGUUAUAAAUUCUGUUGGUGAUAUGUUACAACCUGAAAUCAAUGGAUUGAAGGCAUAUCCUUCGAAUAGUAUAGAGAUAAACGGUGAUGAAGGAGAGGUUACAAUCGGUUGGAAUAUAACUAUUGUUGAUGCAGUAGUUGGAUUUACAUAUGGUGUUUUCGAAGUUAGAUCAAACUAUGACCCAAUGCCAAGACUUGUUAAUGUUUCAGUUGCAAACAUAAUAGGUACAGGAACUCCCCAGAGAGCUACAUACGCUCUCUAUACCACUGUUCAAGCCAAUUGUAGAUCACAAAACUUUACCAUCGGUAAAAUUACAUUUGGAAAUGAACUUAAUCUAUAUAAUCCAUUGAUUGCUCUUAUUGGAUCACCAUAUAUAAAUAUAAGUGAAGCAACUAUAAAUGUAGUUUGUAAAUCUAUCCCUGAAAAUACUCCACCAAAGUUAAUUGAUUUUAGUUUUACAGAAACGGUCAAUGUUUAUUCUUUGAAUAGAGGUGUGGAGUUUACUUUUUCGGUUUCAGAUGGCGAUGGUGGUUCGGGAGUUUCACCUAUUCACAAUCCAUAUAUUCUAUUGACAUCCGAGGAUAGCAGUUUUAUAAAAAUAGAGAGUUCGGUGCAAAAUACAAAUGGUUCAUAUGCUAGUUAUACAGCUGCUGGUGUGCUACCGUAUGGAUUUGGAUUUAGAAGUAUUGUGGUUUCAGUUUAUGGUUUGGUUGACAACCAGUUAAAUUAUGCUGCCUAUAUGUCAUCGGAUUUAAUGGCAUCAAACUUUGGAUACUAUAUCACUAGAUUGUCAAAUCCAAGAUACCCAUUCUUGGAAAGUGGGUCAUUAAUGACAACAAGAGGUGGACCACUGAAUCUUUUGGGAAAUCUCUUUGGAAAUAAAGCGGAUUACAAUGUUCUUAUUGAUUAUAAAGAUGGAGCUGGAUUCAAAAAUACACCAAUCAACUUUAUCAGUGGUGUAUUCUUGAAUGUUACAACAUUGCCAUUCCCUAUAUCUAUUGAUGUCAAAGUUUCCAAAGGUGGAUUGGAUUCAAAUAUCCUAACAAUCGUUGCUUCAGAUUAUAUUCCACCAGCACCAACCACAACACCAAAUAUAACGUCAACACCAAAUGUUACGACGACACCGAAUACAAAGACAUGUCCAGGUAAUCCGAUUUGCAACAACAAAGGAAAAUGUAAUCUUCAGACUUUGGAAUGUGAAUGUAUUCCGAAAUGGUAUGGUCCAUCAUGUGCAUCUGAAAUCAUCAUCAUUCCAACACCAACACCACAACCACAACCAACAUCCGAAACAACUUAUGUAUAUGAUUCCAAAAAUAUAACCUCAGUUGUUGAGGUGAUUGCCGUGAGAGAAUUGGAUGAUAUUUACAAUGUUGUCAAUGAAUAUCAAAUCUCGAAUUGGACAUUAACAGUCGCAGAUCCAAAAUUAAUCACAAUUCCAACAUAUUAUUAUCAAACACAACUUGGAAACACUUCAACAACAUUGAAUGUCACAAUCGAAUUCUUUACAAACCAAACCGAAAGACAAUUUGGUGAUCAAAACAUAACACUUUCACCAUCAUCAAUCAAAUUCUCAAUGUCAAUUGGAAGAUAUCAAUUCCAAUCAAAAACAAACUAUCUUCAAGUUGUAAUGGCAGCAACCAUUCAAGGUUCUGAUGGAUCAUGUUCAUCGAAAUCGAUUGGAUCUGGAAAUGAUAACAAUGUUCGAUGGAUCAAAAUGAAUAUUGACAAAACAAGUCUUUAUGGAAGAUUCAUCACCUAUGGUAUCAUUGAUGGCAAUGUCCGAACCAUUGAGAAUCGACUCAUUGAAGAUGAUGAAGAACCCGAAACUUCACAAACCAGAACAACCAAAGUUGGUAUUACAAUUCCAAACUUUGAUGAUUCCGUUCUCUUGGAUCCUGACUUUUCGAAUCUCAUCGAUGUCAACAACGAUUCCAAUGAGAAUGAAAUCUGUCAAUCAAAGAAGAAACUCAGUAAUGGUGCAAUUGCUGGAAUCGUCGUUGGUUGUGUCGUUGCCAUCGCAUUGGUUAUUGCUACUGUACUGUACUUGAGAAAGAGAGCAAAGUUUAGAAAAGAGCAAUCCAAAAUGAGUGCAAAAUUAAAAAAAAAUGAGCAGCAGUGA
Molecule: messenger RNA, 3951 nt
Organism: Heterostelium album PN500
Lineage: Eukaryota; Evosea; Eumycetozoa; Acytosteliales; Acytosteliaceae
Product: calcium-binding EGF-like domain-containing protein
Exons: 10
Coding region: 1-3951 (1316 amino acids)
Biological process (GO): sexual reproduction
Source: RefSeq, a predicted model, not a curated record